Messenger RNA from Neodiprion fabricii, 318 nucleotides. RefSeq lists its product as uncharacterized. NCBI's taxonomy places the organism in Eukaryota, Metazoa, Arthropoda, Insecta, Hymenoptera, Diprionidae. The transcript has a single exon. Bases 1 to 318 code for a protein of 105 amino acids. The record is from RefSeq and is a predicted model, not a curated record.
AUGGACGUGUGUCACAUAUCCGAGCCACACUCCAUCCCGGGCGCAGACAACUGGCUGGGCAGCGAGGAAGGCCUUGCGGCCAUAUGCUGGAGGACGGAGGGCGAUGCACCACGGUGCUCCCUACUGGAUAGGGGAAGGGGGUAUGUAGCGGCCAGAUGCGGAGACAUAGCAGUCGUGUCUGUCUACAUAUCCCCCAACGUCCCCAUGCAAGCUUUCGAGGCAUUUAUGGACGACCUGGCGCGGGUGGUCCGGUCAGCAGGCGAUGGCGGGAGGGGAGUACUGGUGGGCGGCGACUUCAACGCCCGCUCGCCGACAUGA